This is a messenger RNA of Monopterus albus (swamp eel), 2457 nucleotides long. RefSeq names its product UTP18 small subunit processome component (gene utp18). The transcript has 13 exons. The record is from RefSeq and is a predicted model, not a curated record. Gene Ontology annotation, biological process: rRNA processing. Gene Ontology annotation, cellular component: Pwp2p-containing subcomplex of 90S preribosome; small-subunit processome. NCBI's taxonomy places the organism in Eukaryota, Metazoa, Chordata, Actinopteri, Synbranchiformes, Synbranchidae. Gene Ontology annotation, molecular function: protein binding. Bases 171 to 1748 code for a protein of 525 amino acids.
UCUUUUCUUUGUCGAAGUUCAGGGGUCACAUGGGCGGAAGCACGUGACAACAGGAAGCAACCCCACAUGGGCAGAAAUGAACAGCUGCAAGUAGAAGAUAUAAACAUUGUUUUCCAUGUCUGUUUGGUUUGACACAAGUCCUUAGUUUUCUUUAUUUGGCUUUAAACAACAUGGAGGACAUGAACGUUAUCAAACUGCCGGCGACGGAGAAGCAAGCAUCGACCAAGAAAAGAGCUCGAUCUACGACGUUUGACCCAGAAAAAGAAGAACGAACACGGAAGAAACACGUGCAGAGUCUGGCGGUGCUGGGGGAGGAGGACGGCUCGGUGAAGCUGCUGGAGGAGCUGGUGUUCGGGGCGGAGGAAGAGCUGGUGGACAGACUGGUGGAGGAGGAUGAGGAGCGGCCUGGAGCCCUGUUGGUGGAGGACAAAGAUGAAGAGUCGGAGGAUGAGAGCGAGACUCUUCUGCAGCGCCACCAGACCAGAGGAGCCGCCUGGGUGGAUGAAGAUGACGAACUGGAGGAGGAGGUCGACAUGAAGCAUCGGUACCGCAGAGACCUGAUGCGAGGAGAGGCCGAGUCCACCUUGUCUGUACAGAAGCUGCAGCAGAGGAUGAGGGAGCAGUUUCAGAAGUCGAUGGGAGGAACUCCGUCGUGGGCACAGAGCAGCAGCAAGAAGAAGACGGCUGAUGAAGAUGAGGAAGAGGAUGAAGACGAGGAAGAUGACAUGCUGAGGAGGACAGGGAACUUUGUGGCGUCGUCAGACUGUCUGCCCAGCGGCCUCCUGAGGAUGAAGAAGUGUCUCCAUGCCAACAGUGCUCGUCCCUCAGAGGACAGGCUGACCACCGUCCAGUUCCACCCAUCCGCUCAGGUCGUCAUGACAGCCGGCCUUGACCGGUCAAUCUCCCUCUUUCAGGUGGACGGAAAGACGAACCCGAAGAUCCAGAGCAUCCACCUGGAGCGAUUCCCCAUCCACAAAGCUCAGUUCAGCACGGACGGAGAGACUGUGAUCGCCACCAGCCUGAAGAACAAGAUGUUCUACUUGUACGACAUGAUGGAGGGUCGGGUGACGCCCGUCCACACCGUCAGAGGUCUGAAUGAAGCCCGAGUGAAGGAGUUCUCUGUGUGUCCUGAAGGUGGCGCCCUGCUGCUCACUGGAACCAGCGGGUACCUGCACCUGCUCACACUCAAGACUAAGGAGGUGGUUCACAGUAUGAAGAUCAACGGUGACGUCAGCGGAGUCGCUUUCUCUAACGAUGGCAGCAAAGUCUUCGCCAGCUCAGAGGAGGGAGAGGUGUACGUGUGGGAUAUGCGCAGCAGCCGGUGCGUUAACAGGUUUACUGAUGAUGGCUGCGUGAAGGGAACAUCCAUCGCCACGUCGUGUAACGGACAGUACCUCGCCUGCGGCUCUCAGUCGGGCGUGGUCAACGUCUACUCUCAGGAGGCGUGUCUAAAUUCAGCCAGUCCAAAGCCUCUGAAGGCAGUGAUGAACCUGCUGACCUCAGCGACCUCUCUGGCCUUUAACCCUACCUCUGAGAUCCUGGCCAUCGCCUCACGAGCCGAGGACGAGGCCAUACGACUGGUCCACCUGCCCAGCCUCACCGUUUUCUCCAACUUCCCGGUCUCAAACAGAAAGGUCGUUUAUCGAGCCAGCUGCCUAGACUUCUCUCCGCACAGCGGCUUCUUCUCAUUGGCUAACAACAAAGGACACGCCCCCUUGUUCAGGCUGCUGCAUUACAAGGACUUCUGAAGAGGCUGCAGGACCCACAAACCUUACGUAGAUCAUGUUUGACCAUUGGAAAGGACAACGCCGCUGUUGGUUUUUCACGUUUUAACUGCCUGUUCACUGUAAAUGCUGUGGUGUUUACCCACAGUCAUUGUCGGUCCUCCUGAGUUUUCAGGCAGCUGUGGUUUAACUUCUUUUCAGUUUUUGCCGUUCUGACUCGCAGGUCAGUUACGAGCACAGAGUGUUUGAAAGUCCCAGCAUCAGGCCUUGCGCUCACCAGAUUUACUGUCAGAGCAUCAAAUAAAGAACUGUGGAUGUUUUGAGAAAAGAAACUUGAAUGUGUUGUGUUAAAGAAGCCGACAUCUUCAGUGUUAAACAUUUGGUUUGAUGUCUUUUACACUCUGCUCAAAACUGCAUGUCAACAGAAGUUCAGACGGUGGCUGCUGACUAAGAUGGUCUCAGUGGGUUGUUUUCACUGAAGCCAACAGGAAGGAAGUGACGCUGGAGGCUGGGGGGUGAUGUGGACAACGAUCAGUGGAAACGCGAGCUAAAAUGUGAAAAGUCCCUGUGGAGUUUGGUGGUACAGAGUUCUACUGGCUUCUGCCAAAACCUGCAGAGAAACCAGUUUGUCUCCAUAUGCAUGUUUUUUUAUUAUAAUGACAGUGACUGUAUAAAAUAAGCUGAAGAAAAUGUCCAUUUUUUUGUCUUGACUCACAAACACAACUUAAAAAGC